This is a messenger RNA of Aspergillus saccharolyticus JOP 1030-1, 1782 nucleotides long. Its product is annotated as S53 family peptidase. The record is from RefSeq and is a predicted model, not a curated record. Gene Ontology annotation, molecular function: tripeptidyl-peptidase activity; serine-type endopeptidase activity. NCBI's taxonomy places the organism in Eukaryota, Fungi, Ascomycota, Eurotiomycetes, Eurotiales, Aspergillaceae. Gene Ontology annotation, biological process: proteolysis. The transcript is spliced from 2 exons. The coding region runs from base 1 to 1782 and encodes 593 amino acids.
AUGUGGUCAGCUUUUGUGACAAUUAUCCUAGGGGCUCUGCCCUUGCUGGUUCACGGGUUAGCAACACUUGCCAUUCCCACAGAUGGGUAUCUCGUUGUGGAUCAACUGCAGAAUGUCCCAGUCGGUUGGAUGCAACAGUCUGGUCCCCCGUCAUCAACCCCAAUGCGAUUCUGGUUGGCGAUGCGCAAGCCGGACCUUUCUCAGUUCGAGCAGCAAGUGAUAGCUCGAUCGACACCUGGUCAUCCGGACUACGGUCGUCACCUGACAAGAGAAGAGCUCCGGGGUUCCAUGCGUCCUUCGGACGAGGCUAUGGCCAAAGUUCGUUCAUGGCUGGAAUGGGAGCAUGUGCCAGCUGAGUCAAUUGAAGAUCGAGGUGACUGGCUUACGUUCACCGUUCCCUUAUCGCAGGCAGAGUCGAUGAUGAAGACACGAUUCAGCUACUUCUAUUACCCGAGCACGCAAACGACUGCCGUCCGGACCCUCGUAUACUCAGUCCCAGAGGAGAUUUGGCCGUUCGUCCAGCUCAUCCAGCCCACAACACGGUUCGGCGCCCCUCAAGCCCAAGAUAGCCCAGAGACCUUUGUGCCGGUUGCGCUUACGGCAGAGGACCUCACGGGCAAUUGCUCGAUGACCGUGACUCCUGCCUGUCUGCGCCAGUUGUAUGGUAUCGACGAUACUGAGAGCAUCCCCGACCCACGCAACCGACUGGGUGUCUCGGGCUUUCUAGAGGAAUAUGCACGCUACAACGACCUCGAGCAAUUCCUGGCAAAAUAUGCCCCGGAUCAAGCCGACGUCAAUUUCACGGUUGUCUCCAUCAAUGGUGGGCGUAACCUGCAGUAUUCACUAAUUCCGUCCAGCGAGGCUUCCCUUGACGUCCAAUACGCGCUGUCGCUGGCAUACCACGCAUCAGCUGUCUAUUACACGACUGCAGGCCGUGGUCCAAUGGUGCAAGAAUCCGGAGCACUGACCGUAGACGAGUCGACCAACGAGCCCUACCUGGAGCAAUUACACUAUCUCCUGGACUUACCAGACAACGAUCUCCCUGCGGUUCUUAGCACCUCCUACGGGGAAGAAGAACCAUUCGUGCCUGCGGCAUACGCCGAAGCCGUGUGCAAUCUAUUCGCGCAGCUGUCUGCACGCGGGGUCUCCGUCAUCUUUAGUAGUGGCGACUGGGGCCCUGGCGAUACCUGUGUGACGCAUGACGGGACACAUCGGACUCGGUUCCAGCCUGUCUUCCCUGCAUCCUGUCCGUUUGUCACGUCAGUAGGCGGCACGGAGGGCAUGGACCCAGAGUCGGCCGUAUCCUUCUCGGGAGGUGGGUUCUCCGACAUCUUCGCGCGGCCAUCUUACCAAGAUGCGAGUGUCACAAGCUAUCUCCACAAACUCGGGGACCGCUGGGAAGGACUUUACAACCCCCAGGGCCGCGGCAUCCCGGACGUGUCCACUCAGGCCAACAACUUUGUACUCGUGGAUCACGGGGAGUAUAUGAAGACGGGAGGUACCAGUGCCGCGGCGCCUGUCUUCGCCGCUAUCAUCUCCCGAUUGAACGCCGCACGGCUGGAGCAGGGCAAACCAACUCUAGGCUUCCUCAAUCCAUGGCUGUACUCGCUUAAUCAGAAGGGAUUUACGGAUAUUGUCGACGGAGGGUCAAUUGGCUGUGAUGAUCCGUCGGGAGCGCAAGUACCGUAUGCCGGGUGGAAUGCAACUCCGGGUUGGGAUCCGGUGACGGGGCUGGGGACACCAUACUAUGAGACACUGCUGGAGCUUGCUUUAGAAGCUUAG